AUGCCUGAAUUCAAGUCCAUCCCCGCAAGCCGUUAUGGCUGGAGCUUUUUAGCCCACGAUUUCAAAAUAGAAGAUCAGAAGAAUAAAGUGACAGUCAACACAAUCGAAGCCAUGCAGUCAGGUUCCUCCGUCACACCCGAGCAGUUCCUCACAUUCCGCGUCUAUUGGCCGCCAAGGAAGGAACUGAAGCGUCUCACUGGUCGAGGUGCACCAAAUCCAGCGAUCACGAAAGAGAAUCUCGAGGAUAUGGAGAAGAUCUUCAAAAAGAAUAGACAGUUCAACAUGUUCUUCGAAGCUUACCUGAAGUCAAUCAAAGACAAUGGUGCUCCGUUGACUAAGCUGGGAGUAUUCCAGGGCGCCAGAAAAUGUCAAAUUGAAGUCCAGAACAAGGUCCCAGAAGGUGGAGCGCCAGGGGAAAUGUCGACCAGCGUUAGGAUGAGCCCAACACCCGGCCGAGGAACAUCAUCGGAUGCAUCUACCACAAGCCACACAGGGACAACUCGAUUAACACCAGCGGCUGAGCAGGUGUGGCAGACAUGGGAGAAAACACGCGACGAGCAAUAUGUCAAUCAGGCACUGAUGGCAUUUCUCGACGCGGUAGCCCUGAAUAUCCCCAAUAACAAGUGUACGUGGGGCAUACGACGUCUCGCAUUCAAGGUCGAGUUCAAAAAAGCUACCAUGGAGUCCCGCACAGACGGCUAUCUAUACGGACCCCAAGGGGGCGACGAAGCAUUUGCAAUAGUAGAAACCAAGGCUCAUCCCCGGAAAAGAUGGGGCAAAGGCCUCGAAAUCUACAUGCAAGAAUCCGCCGAGAUGGUCGCUUGGAUACGCAGGGAUGCGCGCGCAGGACGCAAAGUGCCCCUUGACAACCAACGCCUCCUAGUCUCGCAAGAUAGACAUGAAAUCUAUCUUACCUGGGCAUCAUAUGAUGCAUCCUAUGUCGACUACCUCGAAGACAAGGAGACAACCGACGAUCCUUUUCUGGUAAUGCAAGAGAUCGGCCCCUUCGACAUUCGAGAACACAACCACAUGAGGAAACUUGCGCUAUAUAUCGGAUGUUUCUGUCUUCAGAUCACCGACCUUAUUGAAAAAAGCCCACAAACGUAA
This is a messenger RNA of Aspergillus pseudoviridinutans, 1107 nucleotides long. RefSeq lists its product as uncharacterized. The record is from RefSeq and is a predicted model, not a curated record. The coding region runs from base 1 to 1107 and encodes 368 amino acids. Lineage: Eukaryota; Fungi; Ascomycota; Eurotiomycetes; Eurotiales; Aspergillaceae. The transcript is spliced from 2 exons.